Molecule: messenger RNA, 4166 nt
Organism: Petromyzon marinus (sea lamprey)
Lineage: Eukaryota; Metazoa; Chordata; Hyperoartia; Petromyzontiformes; Petromyzontidae
Source: RefSeq, a predicted model, not a curated record
CCCCGUGAAGAGAGAGAGAGAAUCGCAAAACUUUGUUUUUAGUUCCUCCCCGUCAGCAGCAACGGGCAAGUCAGCCGGUGGGUCGAGUGGUGUGCGGCACGUUAUUCGGCAUACGUCACUCGCAGUGGGCAAGCCUUCCCCCACCCCACGUGCGACGAUUCCUGAACAUUCCUAACGCUGCAGAGAGAGAGAGAGAAAAAAAGUUUAAACUAUCUUUGUCUUUUACCCCCCCCCACCUCCUCCCUCCGUCUGCUUUAGUUUUCGUUUUUUUUAAAAUCUCGUUGGGACGUUAGAGGAUUUCAGUGCAGACAUGAGAGGUCACGUCAAGGGUGCGAUGGGCCCUCUCCUGUGCCUGGCCGUGCUGUCGCUCUGCAAGUCGGUGGUCGACGCCUGCUCCUGCAUGAUGGGCCACCCGCAGGAGCUGUUCUGUGGCUCCGAAGUCGUCAUUCGGGCUAAAGUGGUCGGUGAGAAGAUACUGGGAGGAGAUGGAAACGAAGGUGGACAUGAUCCCUUCUCCACGAUCCAGUACGAAGUGAAGCAAGUGAAGAUGUUCCGCGGGUUCGACAAGAUGUCCGAGGUCAAGUACGUCUACACGCCGCUGCACGACAGCCUGUGCGGUGUGCGGCUGCAGGUCAACAACGUCCAGUAUGUGCUGGGAGGCUCCAUCAGGGACGGGAAGCUGCACAUCGGGCUCUGCGGCCUCAUCAUGACGUGGGAUGCCCUCACGCUGUCGCAGAAGAAGAGCCUCAACCACAGAUACCAGAUGGGAUGCGACUGCAGGAUCAAGAACUGCAACAGCCUGCCGUGCGCUGUGACGGACGAGAGCGAGUGCCUGUGGACCGACUGGCUCAUCGAGCGCAAGAUGACGGGCCACCAGGCCAAACACUACUCGUGCAUCAAGCGCAAGGAUGGCUCGUGCACCUGGUACCGUGGGGGGCCACCUCCCGAAAAGGACUUCCACAACGCCGUGGAACCCUGAUCUGGCUCGCCACGUUCGUUCGUUACGUUCAAUGUUUGUUUGGUUUCGUCUUAAAAAAUGAAAAGGCGCAUCUAUUUUGUAUUUUAUUUUUUUAGCCCCUUCUUAACAGCCAGACCUUUUAAUUUGACAUGUAUUGAUUCUCUAAUGAGUUUGUAUAGAACAUUGCUGUUCUCUUUUUGCAUCGAACAGGGCCGCAUAGUGUUAGACGGGAGCGCUCUUGCCAAUUACAUCUGGUAACCUAUCAGCAUUUGUUUAACGAUCCUAGCUCUGCUAAUGAGACCCAGAAGGUCGAAACUGGUCCAAGGUUUGCUUGCUUACACGAAUGCUGCCGGAUAAUGUCGAGCUAGGAAAGCUGAACGGCCGAUGGACUAAAAUAUAUAUUUUUUACAUGUGAAGACACAAAGGAGAGGUCUGUUGAAACGUGCUUGUAUCUGUCUGUCGCUGUUGUCCCUUGCUGUCGCUCACUGUCCAUUGCAAAUGCCCCCCCCCCCCCCCCACUGUCUCCCCACCAACAUGUGUGGGUUCAUUAAACGAGUGGGGAAAUGACACAGAAAGUGGUGUCGAGUGAUUUGAGAGGGCACUUCCGUUUGGCUCGGUUAAAACCCCAAGGUCGCCGUGACCAUUAGUUGCAUCGGGGGGGCUCCUGAAGAGUAAUAAUAGUCUUAUCUAUGAAGUGUUUUUUUGUUGUAAAUAAUUUAUUUUAGAUAUAUUCUCGUAGGCCCCACUAUCAAUAUAUAACUGAAAUAUUAUUUUGUUGUAGCACGGAUGGGAAAUAUAUAUAUUUUUGGAGCGUGUGCGUUUUUUCGUUGUUAUUUUUUCAUUUUUUUUUUACUUCGGACAAUCUCGUAGAUGUGCUCGGAAGUGCAGAAGGGGGAUGAACAAAACUCCAGGCCAUAUUGGCGGCGGUAAAAUUUCUGGGUUCGCUUUCAGCUCGGGCAAAUGAAAAAAAACAAACAUCCCGCUGUGUUAUAAGCACAUGGCCUGGGGCUGCCAAUCCCUUGUGGACACCGUCACCGUGCCCUGCUGCUCACAGAAUGAAAGGAGGCCUAAAACACCUCGUUCAGCCAAUUAAAGGACUCCGUUGUACAGUUUGUUUAGUUUGCUGUGUUCAGUGUCUCUUAACGUGAAAUGAUGCAAGAAAAUUUAAUAUUCUUAGGAGGAAGAAAAAAAAACUUACACAAUACUCGUAUGUUAUGUUUUCUUAUUGUUUCAUUUUGGACCAGCGAGCCUUGAUGUGCUCCUAUUAGGAUGCUUGAGAGAAUGUGGUCCUUUUUUUGGUGACGUGAAAUCUAAAAAACGGGACCUCAAGGGUGCACCCACACAUAUGUAAUGGCAUUUGUAUAACAUUAUAUGGCCGAAUAUAACUUUUAAAGAUCAGAAUGUUUCGUGGACAAUGUAUUCUUUUGCUGAGAUCCAUUCAUGCCAUAUUAUUCGUUUCUUUGGUUAUUUUUUAUUCAUGGUGGGGGGGGGGGGACUUCUUUUGGAGCUGGUAAAUUUGUCACUGCACUGCAUGGACAACCCAUUACUCUGCUUUUAUGGGAAUUAUAGCAUAUAUUCAGCUUAAAGUCUCAGCAGGAAUGGUCUUUUAUGUGGUUUGUAACUUUUUGUAAUGUUUAAUGCUGCUGGACUUCAUCGUUAAACACAUUUGACAAAUAUCGUUGUGGUUCUUUUUUAUUUUUUUUUAUAAUGCAGCGCAGUACUAGACCUUGCCUAUGACCAAAUCACCCAUCACCCAGACAUCAGACGCUAAGCACAAUUGAGCCUGGAUAGUGCUCGGAUGGGUGACCAUCACCACAAUCACCACCACCACCACCACCACGCACAAACGACAUGUGUAGUAGGGAUGUUGGGCAGGACAGAGCUGUCCAGCAAAAUCCAUUGUUGUCGUGCACUCCUCCCUAACCUUCACCAACCAGCACUGACCAGUGUGGUGCAGUAUGGUCAGAUAUCCCCUCGUGGCCCACAAGGUGUGCGAAGACCCUUGGCCAGCAGUGGCUGACAAAUGGGAUGUGCAUGCACCAGACACUCCACUUUCUCCUCGCUCGCUUCCAGCCAUACCAGCACGUCAUUUAUCGUAACGACGCAGGGAGUCGGGGGUCGGUUGCAUAAAUAUACUUAAGCACAUGAUUCCCUUAGCUCCUAUUUAAAUCCGUGACAAGGGAGAAGAUCACUUAAGAUGUUCCAUGCAAUUGGCCAGAGGCCCUGAUCUAUCCAAGGUCCAGUAAUUCCAUUAAGUUAUCCAGAUGUCCAGCUUAGGUUGAUGACCCAAGAUCCUUUGAAAUAAGAAAGGUAUUUUUGUGUUUCUCGAUAAAGAUGAAAACAAGUUUGCAUAAAUAAAGUUAUGGUUAGAAAUGAUAGGCCUAAACGUGUUUUUAGAGCCCUAGUAUUGUCGCUGGCAAUAUACAAAUGAUGGUCAAACCCCAUGUGACCUCAAGUCAGCCUAUCACAGAGCCAAGGGGUUAAAGUACCAAAGUGUACCAUUUUUGUAUACAUUAUACAAUAUCAACUUGUAAAACAAAAUGAAACAUUCACAGUUAAUGCUUCGUUAUUAUUCCAAUAUCUUUAAAAGUAUUUAAUGGAGUCAAAUACCAGUAUGCCCGAGUCAUGAGGGGGAAUGCUCACAUUCAUCCCUGACAAUACUUCCUGAAGCAUGAACACAGAAUGUACAACCGUGUAACUGUAACUUGUUCUACAAAUGUUCAUCGUUUAUAAUAAACCAAUGCUCUUAUUAAGCAUAUGUUACUUCAUCAAAAAAUAUAUUAACACUAUUUUAAUUAUUUCCUUGCUCCGAGAGUAUAACAACAGUGUACGCUUUGCAUUCUCUUAACUUUUGAUAAUUCUGCCAUUAUUGAGUUGUUUUUUUUUCCGGGUGGCUUGGGGUGUCAGGGCACGUGCUGAGAUGCUGGGUUUGAAUCCGGAUUUCUGCCACCCUUGAUGAAAACAAAUUCUCAAGUGGUGGUUGAAUUUAUGGUCUCCGCCUGGCCACCAGUGACUGCACGUGAAAGUCAUCAAAUCAAAUUAGUUUUUUUUUCCUCUCACUUAAUUCGGCUAAGUUUAAGCUCUGAGAAUGUUAUAAAUGUCGGUUUGACUGCCACGCGACGAAAAUGUAUUUGUAGCGGGUUACGUGCGGCAAAGCACAAUACCGCCAAAUGUAUGGAUACAUUAAAGGUCGCUUGAACGGAUCUCA